Heteronotia binoei (common prickly gecko) is the source of this 2404-nucleotide messenger RNA. It is a transcript of the gene PBX1, whose product is annotated as PBX homeobox 1. Gene Ontology annotation, biological process: eye development; embryonic organ development; regulation of transcription by RNA polymerase II. Gene Ontology annotation, cellular component: nucleus. The coding region runs from base 145 to 1443 and encodes 432 amino acids. The record is from RefSeq and is a predicted model, not a curated record. Lineage: Eukaryota; Metazoa; Chordata; Lepidosauria; Squamata; Gekkonidae. The transcript has 9 exons. Gene Ontology annotation, molecular function: RNA polymerase II cis-regulatory region sequence-specific DNA binding; DNA-binding transcription factor activity, RNA polymerase II-specific.
GCGUCGCCCGAGGAGCCGCUUGAUUGCCGACACGACCCGGGAGGAGGCAGCGAGCCAGCCGAGGCGAGAAGCCGAACAAAGCCCGUCGGCGCCGCUCCCCGACGAAGCGCCAGCAGGCGAAGCCGCCCGCCCCUAGCCGUGGCGAUGGAUGAUCAGCCCCGGUUGAUGCAUUCUCACGCCGGGGUGGGCAUGGCCGGCCACCCCGGGCUGUCCCAGCACAUGCAGGACGGAGCCGGCGGCACGGAGGGCGAGGGGGGCCGCAAGCAGGACAUUGGGGACAUUCUGCAGCAGAUCAUGACCAUCACGGACCAGAGUUUGGAUGAAGCGCAGGCCAGGAAACAUGCUUUAAACUGCCAUAGAAUGAAGCCGGCACUUUUUAACGUCUUGUGUGAAAUCAAAGAGAAAACAGUGUUGAGUAUUCGAGGGGCUCAAGAGGAAGAACCAACAGACCCACAGCUGAUGCGCCUGGACAACAUGCUCUUAGCAGAAGGGGUAGCGGGACCUGAGAAAGGAGGGGGUUCGGCAGCAGCGGCGGCGGCAGCGGCAGCAUCUGGGGGUGCUGGAUCAGACAAUUCUGUGGAGCAUUCUGACUACAGAGCAAAGCUUUCUCAGAUUCGACAGAUUUACCACACCGAGUUGGAGAAAUAUGAACAGGUACCAGCAUGCAACGAGUUUACCACCCACGUCAUGAAUCUGCUGCGGGAGCAAAGCAGGACCCGACCCAUCUCACCCAAGGAGAUAGAGCGAAUGGUCAGCAUCAUCCACCGCAAGUUCAGCUCCAUCCAGAUGCAACUCAAACAGAGCACGUGUGAAGCAGUCAUGAUCCUGCGCUCCCGAUUUCUCGAUGCGCGACGGAAGAGACGAAACUUCAACAAGCAAGCUACAGAAAUCCUCAAUGAGUAUUUCUAUUCCCACCUCAGCAACCCUUACCCCAGUGAGGAAGCCAAAGAGGAACUAGCCAAGAAAUGUGGCAUCACAGUCUCACAGGUAUCAAACUGGUUUGGAAAUAAGCGAAUCCGGUACAAGAAGAACAUAGGUAAAUUUCAAGAGGAAGCCAAUAUUUAUGCUGCCAAAACGGCUGUCACUGCUACAAAUGUGUCAGCUCAUGGAAGCCAAGCUAACUCACCCUCAACUCCCAAUUCAGCUGGUUCUUCCAGUUCUUUUAAUAUGUCAAACUCUGGAGAUUUGUUCAUGAGCGUGCAGUCACUCAAUGGGGAUUCUUACCAAGGGGCCCAGGUUGGAGCCAACGUGCAGUCACAGGUGGAUACCCUUCGCCAUGUUAUCAGCCAGACAGGAGGAUACAGUGAUGGGCUCGCAGCGAGUCAGAUGUAUAGUCCGCAGGGCAUCAGUGCUAAUGGAGGUUGGCAAGAUGCUACGACUCCUUCGUCAGUGACUUCCCCCACAGAAGGCCCUGGCAGCGUUCACUCUGAUACCUCCAACUGAUCUCCCCAGCAAUGCAGCAUUCCUUUCUUCCCCCCCACAUCCUGCAGCCAGGCAGAGGUGGGGGCCGAGAGGGGAAGGAUUUUCUCUCCUACUAUUUGAAGCCAUCGGGCUGGAUCCAGAACCGGUUGGCGAACACAAGAGUCUCCUUCUCUUCUCUCUGUUGGGAUGCUUUUUUCUUUCAGCCAAUCUGGACUCUUCUUUAUACUCUUUUCCCUUUCUUUUCUGGGUAGAAGCCACCUUUCACCACCACCACCACCUAAACGAAAGGAGAGGAAAAAAAACCACUUCUCAAAGUACUGGUUCAUUUUCAUGAAUUUUGUGUUUCUUUUGAGGAUCCGGUCUUGACAUCGCUUCAGUCUCCACCGGGCACCUGCCUCAUUCUGUUUCUCUGGUGUUCUCACUACCUCUUUGCAAGAGCCACCUAAGCCCCUCCCCCUGGCCGAUGAACACCGUCCCUUCACCGCUCUGUAAGGACAAAUCUUGAACCCUUGUGAGUUGCCUCCGGGAUGUUCGCUGUUACAGGCUGGAUAAAUGCAAUCCUGGUUCUGCAAGGUAUGUCCAUGACAUGCCCACCCCUUUCCCCCCCAUUGCCAAGAGGACCAGGAGAAUACUAGCAGAUCUACUCCUUGCCACCUUUCUCUGCCUUGCAUCAAGCCCCCCCAGUUGCAUCUUCUGCCACUUCUCACGGUUGCUGCUGCUCCACAGUUUCUCCCUCCAUAUCCUAAUUUGGCCUGCAAAUACUUCCGAACCAAGGAAGUGCUCGUCUGGUUCUUAGAAUGAAAUAAUGUGAAUGCAGUGCAUUUGGAUAGUAUGCUUCCUUUGCAUAAUUAUUUAUUGUUCUGCUAUCAGUGUCUUAAAAAGAGUUUGGGGAAAUGUUUGGAAUCAUCUGGAAAUGGUGUUUGAGGCUGGACCAUAAAAAGGACAGGGAAGCUGGCGAGAUUGGGGGGAAAGGUAAACCUCA